Molecule: messenger RNA, 988 nt
Organism: Labrus bergylta (ballan wrasse)
Lineage: Eukaryota; Metazoa; Chordata; Actinopteri; Labriformes; Labridae
Source: RefSeq, a predicted model, not a curated record
AACACCAGAGUGCUGUUCAACAUCCGGGUGGUGGGAGGGUCAGCGUUCUACAGCUACCUGUCACCUCAGGACGGCCGGCCGCUCUACCAUCCUGCUGUGGACAGAGCUCUGAAGCUGUGCGGCUCAGGAGGACCUCCACAUGUGAAGCUCAUCAUCGAGUGGGAGCACAGGAUCAAAGACUGUCUGUUUGGAAACAUCCACGAGGAGGUGGUGAAGGACGCGGACAGCGUGAGGAAUCAGCAGCAGCAGCACGUGCAGGCGUACAGCUGCACGCUGGACGAGUGUUUCCAGCUGUACACCAAAGAGGAACAGCUGGCCCCGGACGACGCCUGGAAGUGUCCUCACUGUAAGCAGCUGCAGCAGGGCGUGGUGAAGAUGAGCCUGUGGACGCUGCCCGAUAUCCUCAUCCUGCACCUGAAGCGCUUCAGACAGGUGGGCGAGCGCAGGAACAAGCUCACCACCUUCGUGCACUUCCCUCUGGCCGGCCUGGACAUGACGCCUCACAUGGUGAGCCGCGGCCACGCCUCCCAUCAGCCCCCUCUGCAGCCGGGCUGGAAACAGUCCAGACGACCCGACCCGGCUCCUCCUGACUUCCUGUACGACCUGUACGCCGUGUGCAACCACCACGGAGGGAUGCACGGCGGACAUUACACAGCGUUCUGCAGGAACUCGGUGGACGCUCAGUGGUACAGCUACGACGACAGCAGCGCCGAGCCGGUUCCUGAGGCGGAGGUGUGCACACGAGGAGCCUACAUCCUCUUUUAUCAGAGAAGAAACACCAUCCCUCUCUGGUCUGCCAGCUCCUCGCUCACAGGCUCCACCAGCUCGUCCACCUCUGACCACUGGCUGGUCCGUCUGACGGGGGGCAGCAAGCGGGGCAGUGUAGGGUCAGGAGGACCUGUUCCUGGACCUGCAGGUCCUCAUCAGGCUCCGGAGUCUCCUGAGCUCCCUGUGUUUGGAGACGAGCCGACGAAAACACAAGAAACGA